CUCUCUCUGAGCAGUCUCGAGCAGGCUCCAAGGUGCGGGCGCGAAGACGAAAGAGGAGGUGCUCCAAGCGUAGACAGGCUACACUGACAACACGCCAAGAAGCAAGGCACACCUCAGCUGGUAAUUUCGGGCAAGACGGGAUGGAAAAAGAGACGAAAGGGAAAGCUUCGCUCCGCAAGCUCAGCGCCUCCCAGUGGCGCAUGCAGAACUUGGCUCUGGAGUCUGUCGACAGCUCCGAUGAGGAGUUUUUUGAUGCCAGAGAGGUACUGGAGGGGAAGAGUGCUUUUCUCCUGGGGAUGAGUCAGUGGAGUUCCAAUGACCUGGUGGAGCAGAUUCAGUCUCUGGGCCACAUGGACCAGUCACAAGAGGACCUGCACCACUUAGGACAUGCUCAUUAUGUUCCCCAGAGUAGCGUUGAUGAGCUGGACGACAUGGAGAGGAAAUGCAGAACGCAGGUGCUGGUUCUGGUGGUGCACGGAGGCAGCAUCCUGGACUCAACGGGUGGAGACGCAGGGGCCAAGGCUCGGGACGUGGCGACGCUGGUGUCUGUGCUGGAGAAGGUGGCGCGUGCGCACUUCCAGGCUGCAGCCGAACAUGUGCUCAUCAGGCUGGUCCCGUGCCCAGCAGUGUGUGCCCAGGCCUUCUCUCUUCUGUCCCAUCUGAACCCAUACAGUUAUGAUGAGACCUGCGUGUCCAGCAGUGUGGACCCCCUUCCCCUGGCGGCUCUCCCGCUCCUCGCUAUUGUCACCCCCUACUACCAGGAUGCCGUGGCAACCGUCAUCGCCCGUGCCAACCAGGUCUACCACAGUUUCCUGCAGUCCCAGGAUGGCCAGGGCUUCACAGGACAGGUAUGCCUGAUUGGAGACUGCGUCGGAGGUGUACUCUGUUUCGACGCCUUGUGUUUCAGUGGCAGUCAGAAGCUGGGAAGCCCUAGCAGCAGCAUCAAAAACAACAGCACAGAGAGUCUGAAGGACAGCCUGGGCCUUCUGCAGGAAUCCAGCCCCAAGCUGAGCUCUAGCAAGCGCCUUAGCAAGAGUAACAUUGAUAUCUCAGUCCCGAGGGACACGGUGACCCCCAGCAGACAGCCGCUCAACAGGAAGCAGAGCGACUCGUGCGACGGCGAUUCGGCCUGCCAGCAUGCCCUCUUCAGCCGUCUUCUGCAGGAGAAGGGAGAUCUGCACCCAGACCAGAGCAGCAGCCUGGUGUCUAACCCUGGCCACUUUGACUUUGAAGUGUCUUAUUGUUUCCUGCUGGGCUGCCCGUUGGGGCUCGUCCUGGCCAUGAGGAGGACUGUGCUACCCGCUGUCCGAGUGACCCAUCUCCAGCCUGCCUGCUCCCAAAUCUUCAACCUCUUCUACUCCUCUGACCCGUCUGCCUCCCGACUGGAACCCCUGCUUCACUCCUGUUUCCACAAGCUGCCCCCCUUCUCUGUCCCACGCUACCAGCGCUAUCCUCUGGGAGACAGGUUCUCCUCUCUCAUAGCUGAUAGCAUCCUUAGGCACCCAGAUGUUUUCUUGGAGGGGGGGUCCAGUCCAGGAAGGCCUGAGCUGGGGGAAAGUGGGAGUCUUGAGGGUACCAUGCGUCGAGUCAGCCUGGACAGCACCAACAGUGAGACAUCUGCCUGCUGCACAAGCAGACUAAGCAACACCAUUUCCAACAUCUCCAGCAGCUGGUGGGGGUCUAAGCGGCUGGACUAUGCGCUGUACUGCCCAGACGUUCUGAGCUCCUUCUCCACCAUGGCUCUGCCCAAUCUCUUCCACAGCUCAUACUGGGAAUCCACUGAUGUUGUGGCCUUUGUGCUCAGACAGGUGAUGCGAUGGGACUGUGUGAAAGGCCAGGAGAUGGACAGUUCAGACUCCGCCCCCCGCUCCUCGCUCGGCCCACGUGAGAAGUGGCUGCGGAGACGAACUCAUGUCAAGCUGCGGAAUGUUACCGCCAACCACAGAGUGAAUGAUGUCAUCGCAUCAGAGGACGGCCCACAGAUCUUGGUUGGUCGGUUCAUGUAUGGCCCACUGGACAUGGUUACUUUGACUGGAGAGAAGGUGGACGUGUACCUGAUGACUCAGCCUCAGUCAGGGGGAUGGGUUUACUUUGAUACGGAGGUGACCAACAAUAGUGGCAGAGUAUCCUACUCCAUCCCUCAGAACAAAAGGCUGCCGGUGGGCGUGUACCCCAUCAGAAUGGUGGUCAAGGGUGACCAGUCGUGCGCAGAGGCUUUUGUGACGGUCCUGCCGAAGGGGAUGGAGUGUGUGGUGUUCAGCAUCGACGGAUCCUUCACUGCCAGCGUCUCUAUCAUGGGAACGGAUCCCAAGGUCCGCCCAGGAGCCGUGGAUGUUGUCAGACACUGGCAGGACCUGGGCUACCUGAUCAUCUACAUCACGGGCCGGCCAGACAUGCAGAAGCAGCGCGUGCUCUCCUGGCUCUCCCAGCACAACUUCCCCCAUGGCAUGAUCUUCUUCUCAGAGGGGCUGGUGCACGACCCGCUGCGCCAAAAAACCAUCUUUCUGAGGAACCUCAUGCAAGAGUGUCACAUCAAAAUCAGCUCGGCCUACGGUUCCAUGAAGGACAUUUCGGUGUACAGCAUGCUUGGUUUGAGCCCCACUCAGAUCUACAUUGUGGGACGGCCAUCCAAAAAGUACCAGAAUCAAUGUCAGUUCCUGAGUGAGGGCUAUGCGGCGCACCUCUCUUGCCUGCAGUGUCGACACAGGACCAGGUCCAAGAAGAGCUCUUCAGCACGCAUGGUCCUGCGGAAGGGCACUUUCCGCUUGUCCACCAAGUCCGACUUCCUGUGCAAGCGCACCCACCUGCGCAGGACCACAUCUGUACAGCAACCCGACCCUCCCUCAACUCCCAACCCCAAACCCGAGCGUGCCCAAAGCCAGCCCGAGUCCGACAAGGACCCUGUGGGCGGGGCCAGUGGAGCUGACGGAGCCUGGAGGCGGAGUGUUCUUCAGAGAGACGCAGCACCCUAACAGAGACAGAGAAAUGGGCAUGAGACAAUGAGGAUGGCCAGAGUAUCCUGGGGAACACUUGUUCUGUGUGUUUUAUAAUUACUGAAUUCCCUUACCCACAACAGAAAUGUUAUUUGUUUAAGUGAUGCUUUCAUUGUGUGUCACCCUGAAGGUCAUUGUUGAUGAUAAAGGUUCUGAAAGUA
This is a messenger RNA of Anguilla rostrata (American eel), 3154 nucleotides long. It is a transcript of the gene pitpnm3, whose product is annotated as PITPNM family member 3. Gene Ontology annotation, molecular function: glycerophospholipase activity; metal ion binding. Bases 141 to 2972 code for a protein of 943 amino acids. The transcript is spliced from 19 exons. Gene Ontology annotation, cellular component: cytoplasm; COPII-coated ER to Golgi transport vesicle. The record is from RefSeq and is a predicted model, not a curated record. Lineage: Eukaryota; Metazoa; Chordata; Actinopteri; Anguilliformes; Anguillidae.